AUGGCCUCGCAAACCCUUCUUAUCCCUAAUGAAGGUGACCGGGAGGACCUUCGAAGCUACCGCACGCUGUGCCUGCCGAGCGUGUUAUUCAAAGUGUUCACCAAGAUCAUAUCCAGGACGAAGCCCAGCUUGAAGAACAAGCCGAAUUUCGUCAUGGGGUUGAGCAGCGUGAAGCACAUCCAGAUCGUGUCGAAGGUUUCCCGGGAGUACCGGCUGCCCAUUGUUCUAACCUUAGUCGACUAUGAGAAAGUCUUCGAAAGCGUAGAAGCGAAUCCAACAACGUUAGCACAGGCCGAUCAAGCUGAGAACGCGUCGUAUGUGAGGACAUUAGCCAAUUACUACGAUCGAUGCACUACUAAGAUACAGCUUUUCCACUGCCCCGUCACCAUCCAUAUCGAUUGGAAAACGAGUACGACAAGUCGAUACUAUAUCACGACCACGUCUACACGACAAUGGAAAAUGAAAACACUUGGUUGGGAAGAAAGUGACAUGCGUGUUGACGGAAUAUUCCUCUCGAACUUUUGUUUUGCGGAAGAGAUAGAGCUACAGCUAAAAUCUUCACUGCGAGGACGGAAGAAUACAACCUGA
Messenger RNA from Necator americanus (New World hookworm), 588 nucleotides. RefSeq lists its product as uncharacterized. NCBI's taxonomy places the organism in Eukaryota, Metazoa, Nematoda, Chromadorea, Rhabditida, Ancylostomatidae. Bases 1 to 588 code for a protein of 195 amino acids. The transcript has a single exon. The record is from RefSeq and is a predicted model, not a curated record.